AUGUUUGCUCUUCAGAUGUUCUGCGGGAGGACAACCAACACUACCCUCAACAAGUGUUACUCGGUACAGCAAGACACAGAACCCCUGUUACAACAACAGGGCAUCUUAACUUCCCAAAUAGCCGACCUGAACAGCAGACUCACAACAGGCCGGAACUUGGAUGAGGAGUACAAACUUCUCAAAGCCAACAAAAAAGCAGCCCUUGUUUUAAACAAGGACCUUGAAAGCCAAGUGAAGAGACUGCGCUCUCAACUGCAGGCUCAAAUAGCCUUGGAGGAGAAACACAAGGCUGGUGAGGAGGAAAAAGAAAGACUCCAGGAGAAAAACACCAGCCUGAAGCUACAAGUCGAGGAGCUUCAGAAGAAACUUAAGGACAAGAAGGUGUUAGAGGAAGAGCACAAGCUGGCCAAAAAGGAAAACAAGGCAUUAACCCAGCAAAAUUCAGCCCUGGAGAAAACUGCAAAAGAUCUCAAGCUGAAAAUUUCGAUUCAGGAGACGCUGGAAGAGAAAAUUGAAUUGGUCCAGGGUUUGAACACAGCCCUGGACAGAAACAUCUUUGAGGCGGAGCAGGAGGUAAAGGAGUUGACAGCCAAACUGGCAGAAGAGAGAACAAUGAAGCAUCAAUACUCAAGGUUGAAGGCUGAGAAAAAGGAAAAGAGCAAGCUAAAUUAUGACCUGCACUGCAGAGUCAUGGAUCUUAGGGAGCAGUAUGAAAUUGCAAAACCAAGGCUUCAGAGAUACUACGACCUCAAAGACUUAACAGUCAGUCUUCAGGCCGAAAAGGAGAGUCUGAUGAAGCAGUUCCAGGAUCUCCUGAACCAGCUCAGGAGACAGGGUGACCUAGGCCGAGCAUAUAAUGAGACAAUGUCAGUAAAAGAGACGAUGAAGCAAGACAUCUCUGUCCUCCGCUUCAAAAUCCAGGAGCUCCGCAAAGAGCUUCAGGGUUCUGAGGGCCCUGAGGGCAGACCUCAAGCUGAUCCUGCAGACAGACCCAGCAUUGUCUCCAACAACUGUCCUGGCCAGAAGAACAGCAAGGCUGAAGAUCUUAUUAUAAAUAAAAAGAGCCCCAAGAACCCCACCCCAAUCUCUGAUCCUGCAACUCCCACCCCAAUCUCUGAUCCUGCAACUACCACCCGAUCCCUGAUCCUGCAGCUCCCACCCCUGAUCCCUGAUCCCCCAGCUCCUACACCUGAUAUAUAUAUAUAUAAUAAAUAA
This is a messenger RNA of Xyrichtys novacula (pearly razorfish), 1215 nucleotides long. NCBI's taxonomy places the organism in Eukaryota, Metazoa, Chordata, Actinopteri, Labriformes, Labridae. The record is from the annotation of a GenBank genome assembly.